AUGCCGACGAUAGAAGAGCCUUUUCAGCGCGUGGCAGUGGACAUCGUCGGGCCAAUCACUCCGAAGACAGCGAGAGGAAACCAAUACAUCUUAACGAUGGUUGACUAUGCGACGAGGUAUCCGGAUGCCGUUGCGCUUCCUGGUAUCACGACAGAGCACGUCGCUGAGGGUCUGGUAGAAAUGUUCACCCGGACGGGUAUCCCCAAUGAAGUGCUAAGCGAUCGGGGCCCUGCAUUUGUCUCGGAAGCCAUGCGCGAAGUGAGCCGCCUUCUAUCGCUCAAACAGAUCCAUACUACGCCGUAUCACCCGAUCCAUAACGGGCUAGUAGAAAAGUUUAAUGGCACCGUCAAGACCAUGCUCAAGCGUAUGUGUCAAGAGAAGCCCAGGGACUGGGACAGAUACCUCGCCCCAUUGUUGUUCGCGUACAGGGAGGUGCCACAAGCGACCCUGGGCUUCUCUCCUUUUGAAUUGUUAUAUGGCCGACACGUGAGGGGGCCAUUGCCGGUGUUGAGAGAGCUGUGGACCAAUGAAGAGAUUGAGUCCGAUGUCAUGACGACAUAUCAGCACGUUUUUGAUCUCCGGAACAGGCUGGAGGACACGUGCAAGGUAGCGCACGAGGAGUUGGAAAGAAUGGGCGCACGAUACCGCCAAUACUAUAACAAGAAGGCUCGUGCGAGGAAGAUGCAAGUGGGUGACCGGGUACUUAUACUGUUGCCGACAGAUCACAACAAGUUGCUCAUGCAGUGGAAAGGGUUGUUCCCAAUUGUGCACCAAAAAGGGGAAGUGAACUACGCAGUCGACUUGGGCCACGGAACGAAAUUAUUCCACGCCAAUAUGCUAAAAAAGUACGAAGAGCGGGAGGCCCCAGAAAAUACGGCGAAGAGUACCGAAGCUUGCGUUGUAGUCACCAUCGACGGGAGUGAAUGGGAAGACUCUGUGCCUUUGGAAUUUGGAGCAGAAAGAAGAUCACAGACAAGUAAUGUUCGCUACGACCCUGACGCCCCAACAACAGAGGCAAGCGGAACGCCUGGUGGACGAGUUUCAGACGAUCAUGUCAGACUCCGUAAGACCAUAGAGGACGAAGUGCAGGCAAUGCUACGCCUGGGGAUUGUCGAGAAGUCCAGCUCUGCCUAUAAUUCGCCCGUCCUCGUUGUUCGGAAACCCGAUAACACACAUCGCCUGUGCAUCGAUUUCAGAAGAUUGAAUGAUGUGUUGAAACCGGAUGCUGAGCAGAUCCCCAGGGCGGAUCAUCUCUUCGCUGACAUUGGGAAGAAGAAAUUCUUCUCAAGGCUUGAUUUUAGCAAGGGGUACUGGCAAAUUCCUCUCGACGAACGGCCAAAGACUGCAUUUUCAACAUCAUCAGGACUUUGUCAAUUCCGAUAUAUGCCAUUUGGAGUGAAGACGGCACCAGCAGUUUUCACGAGGCUGAUGCGGCAGCUAUUCGGCGAUCUGCCUGACGUCAGGUACUAUUACGACGACGUCCUGGUUGCCAGCGACACUUGGGAGGAACACCUGGCAACCUUGAGAGAAGUUUUUGGAAGAAUAGAGACGCUGGGCUUAAAGUACGGCCUACUAAAUGUGCACUGGGCCUGGAGGAAGUUACGUUCGUGGGACAUAACAUUGGACGAGGACAGGUGGCCCCAUUGA
This is a messenger RNA of Ornithodoros turicata, 1647 nucleotides long. RefSeq lists its product as uncharacterized. Gene Ontology annotation, molecular function: nucleic acid binding. Lineage: Eukaryota; Metazoa; Arthropoda; Arachnida; Ixodida; Argasidae. The record is from RefSeq and is a predicted model, not a curated record. Gene Ontology annotation, biological process: DNA integration. The transcript has 2 exons. The coding region runs from base 1 to 1647 and encodes 548 amino acids.